AUGGCUAAGAUGAACGAGGAUCUUCUUCGGCGGCCCUUGUACCUCUAUGACCUGCCUGCCGAAGUUUUGGACACUUUGGUGCUCAAAUCUGAUACAGACGCCGAAGCCGAAGCUAUCGCUGCCGCCGAAUCCACGAAAACACCUUCCGAGAGCGCGUCGUCGCCAGAUACAAAUCUUGUCGGGACACAAGCGUGCUCUUUGUGUGGCCUCACAUUCACAACAGUGAUCGACCAGCGGGGACAUCUCAAGUCUGAUUUUCACCAUUACAAUCUCAAGCAAAAACUGCGAGGUCAAAAGCCCGUGUCAGAGACAGAAUUCGAGAAGCUCGUUGGCAAACUAGACGAAUCAUUAUCAGGUUCUGAUUCAGACGAGUCAGAAGAAGACGAGGAAGAUGGCCGACAAGAUUCAACACUGACUGCGCUGCUGAAGAAGCAGGGCAGAUUAGCUGAUAAGGCGAAUGAUUCAACAGGAGAUGAUGACGAUGAAACGGCAGGAAAGCCAGGUCGCGGUAAACCACCCCUGGUAUGGUUUAGCUCUCCGCUGCUUCCAGAGAAGACCUACUUUGGCAUGUACCGCGCAAUCUUGACGGGCGAAGAACAAAGAAAUCAGGAUCUGGUGGAGGUGUUGAAGAAGAAACAGGUCGAGCCAAUAUCCAUGCCCAAGAUACCUAAGGAGGGCGCUUUACCAGAGGUCGCGUAUAAGGGUCCUCAUAUCUUUCUCUGUAUGAUUGGAGGUGGCCACUUUGCGGCCAUGGUUGUAUCUCUCGCCCCACGGCCCAACAAGAACGGCACCAGCAUGAAUCGAGAAGCGACAGUGCUUGCUCACAAGACCUUCCAUCGAUACACAACCCGACGAAAGCAGGGUGGUUCUCAAUCGGCCAACGAUAACGCGAAAGGUGCUGCGCAUUCGGCUGGUUCAAGUUUGCGACGAUAUAACGAACAGGCUUUGGUAGAGGAUGUGAGAACCCUUCUUCAAGACUGGAAGGCUCUCAUCGACACUUCAGAGUUACUGUUCAUCCGAGCAACAGGUAUGACAAACCGAAGAACGCUUUUUGGUCCCUACGAGGGGCAGGUGUUGAAGCAUAAUGAUACUCGGCUGCGGGGCUUUCCAUUCAGCACACGGCGAGCGACGCAGAAUGAACUUAUGCGAUCCUUCAUCGAGUUGACGCGACUAAAAGUCCGUGAGAUCGAGCCUGUGCAGGAACAGAAGAAAGACUCUGGGUCAGCGACUCCGAUAAAGACAAGUACAAAGCCUUCAAAACCGAAGUUGACAGAAGAGGAAGAGACUGCUUUACUCCACACCUCUCAACUUCAAGCGUUUGUACGAAGGUCAAAGGUCCCUGCGCUACUCUCAUACCUCAAGAACAACAACAUAUCAGCCGACUUUGAGUUUCAGCCUGUGGAGCAAAACCAUCACGCACCACGACCACUCCAUCUCGCCGCUGCUCAAAACGCUGCACCAUUAGUACUUGGCCUUCUCGUUCGCGGUGGAGCAGAUCCUACAAUAAAGAACAACGAUGGAAAGACGCCCUUCGAAUUGGCAGGUGAGCGCUCGACGCGUGAUGCGUUCCGGGUCGCUCGCUCCGAGCUCGGAGAGUCCAAGUGGUCGUGGGAUGAUGCAAAGGUACCGCCAGCCAUGACCAAGGCUGAAGCUGAUAAGCGUGACGAGAGAGAAAAGAAGGAAGCCAGUGACAAGGAGGCUGAGCGUCGGCGCGCUGAGGAGGAGCGAUUACAGGUUGAAGGGCCAAAGGUUUCAGAAGGACGAAAACAGAAGGGAAAUGCUCUGGCGGCGGGGCUGAAGAAGACACCACAGGAGAGGAGAGAGGCGGAAGAGAGAGGGUUAACACCUGAGAUGAGGAUGAGAUUGGAGCGUGAGAGGAGAGCACGAGCUGCGGAGGAGAGAUUACGGAAGAUGCAAGGAGGCGGAUAA
This is a messenger RNA of Fusarium musae, 1929 nucleotides long. RefSeq lists its product as uncharacterized. Bases 1 to 1929 code for a protein of 642 amino acids. The record is from RefSeq and is a predicted model, not a curated record. NCBI's taxonomy places the organism in Eukaryota, Fungi, Ascomycota, Sordariomycetes, Hypocreales, Nectriaceae. The transcript is spliced from 2 exons. Gene Ontology annotation, molecular function: protein binding.